AUGUUCACGCUAUGCAAAGGCUACAGUGACGACGAAGAGAAUGAAGAAACAGAAAUAAUCAACGCAGUAUCCGAAAAAAAAAAAUCAUUUGAAGAAAAAAUAUCCUAUUAUAAAUUAAAAGGAAAAGCAGAAAGAGGACACAUAACAAUUUACACAAACCUGGGUGAGUUCGAAAUAGAAAUGUACUGGUACCAUAGCCCCAAAACAUGUUUCAAUUUUUAUUCAUUAUGUGAAAUGGGUGGGGACCCCACAGGGACAGGGAAAGGGGGGAAAAGCAUUUAUGGAGAAUAUUUCGAAGAUGAAAUAAAUAAAGAAUUAAAGCAUACUGGGGCUGGGAUAUUAAGCAUGUCCAAUAAUGGCCCUAAUACGAAUUCCUCACAGUUUUUUAUAACCCUAUCUCCUUUACCCCAUUUGGAUGGAAAACACACCAUUUUUGCAAGGGUCAGCAAAAAUAUGACUUGCAUUGAAAAUAUAGCCGCCGUCAAGACAACUGCGACGAAUAAGCCCAUUUUUGAUGUCAAAAUUUUGCGAACUUCGACGGCUGUGAAUGUUGAUUGA
This is a messenger RNA of Plasmodium cynomolgi strain B, 558 nucleotides long. RefSeq names its product cyclophilin. Gene Ontology annotation, cellular component: catalytic step 2 spliceosome. The transcript has 2 exons. Bases 1 to 558 code for a protein of 185 amino acids. Gene Ontology annotation, molecular function: peptidyl-prolyl cis-trans isomerase activity. NCBI's taxonomy places the organism in Eukaryota, Apicomplexa, Aconoidasida, Haemosporida, Plasmodiidae. The record is from RefSeq and is a predicted model, not a curated record. Gene Ontology annotation, biological process: protein peptidyl-prolyl isomerization.